This is a messenger RNA of Eimeria acervulina, 13731 nucleotides long. Its product is annotated as Cytadherence high molecular weight protein 2, related. The transcript has 50 exons. Bases 1 to 13731 code for a protein of 4576 amino acids. Lineage: Eukaryota; Apicomplexa; Conoidasida; Eucoccidiorida; Eimeriidae. The record is from RefSeq and is a predicted model, not a curated record.
AUGGGUGAUGAAGACACCACAUCUAGGAAAAGGAGCUAUCUCACCAGCUCGCCAGUGGACGUGCAAUCUCGAGCACUAGUGGUCGUCCCUGGAGAAGCCUUUGAGGUUACUGUACACUUUGAUGAGAGCCUCCCAAAAGACCCACAGUGGCCCCCUGUAUUGUUGGGACUUAGGUUUGAACCAGUCCUUGGGAACAAUGAGCGGAAACAGCUGGCAGGCUCUUCUGACUUGUUGUGGAAGCCGUUGAAAGGGGACAAGGCCAGGUGGUCGGUGAAGCUUCCUGAGACAGGAAACUACCGGGCAACUGUCUUUGCCCAAAUCCCUUGCAGCGUUCACGAUGGGACUUCUAAGGCGCCAGAGCUUUCAAAUUGCUUUCAGCGAAUGCUUCUUAAGCAGAAGUCUGAGUUCCGAAUUAGGGUGUCCCAGAUUGCUGCCAAAUUGGCCAUUUCGUGGGACCAGCCACAGACGAUAGAAGGCCUGUCCGUCCUGGAAAAUACACCUCGCGGACCGCUGCAAGUCUCUGCUUUGGCGCUUGACGGUUCUGUUGUUCUCCAUACCUUCGCGGGUAUCGUACAGCUUGCUGCGGUUGCGAUCGAUAGCGACGGCAAUUUUUCGCUACCACUAAUUGGAGGCCAGACGGCUGCUCCUCUAGUUAAUGGAGUAGCUUCAUUCCCCAAGCUCCAGUUCCUUCAGCCGGGAACGUACAAGCUGAUUGCUACCGCUGAUGGUGCACAAGCUGCAGAAAGCGCUCCCUUAAUAAUUACCCCCCCAGCUUCUCGGAUUCUUAGGUUCUGCGAACAGCCUCCAGCGGUGGUACUCGUUCCUCUUUUGUCUCCUAUAAGAGUGGCGAUAGAAGUACUGCUGGCUAGCGGUGGAAGGGAUACCAGCUUUGCAGGCCAGAUACAGCUUCAACUGGACAAUGGUGCUAAAGACGAUGAGAUACCGCAAGAAGUCCACAAAACGAAUUGCCGUCUUGGCCUUUGCCUAUGGGAUAACCUUCUCCUUAGAGGCCGUCCGGGAAAGCAUAAACUGACGGCUACUGUGGUUGAGCGUACCGCAAGUUUGGAAGGUUUGCACAGGCUCGCUGUUCCUGCAACAUCUGCCCCAAUCAUGUUUAAAAAGGUGGCCUUAGCCGAAACUUCAGCUAGACUCACGACAUAUGACACUCCGAGGCAAAUAGGACCAGAUGUCCGUGCUUCGCUCAGAUUCGUCCACGCUGCCCCUUCUGCUGUCAGAGUGGGGCAGCCGUGGAAUCUCGAGGUGGCUGUUGAGCCUGUUACUUCGACUAUCGCAGAGAAAGUUUUGUCAAGGGAACGCUCGCUACGGAAGCGAGCAGCAUCUGCGACACCGUCCGCUCCUGGUGGCUGGAGCAGCUGGACUCAAAGCAUCAACUUUUACGGCAUGCUUCACAGACGGCAGCGUCGCAGUCGCCUUGGCUCUCAGGGGCAAAGGACGAAAAUUCCGAACAACACGAUUGCCGGUCAUACUCUUCGCAUCUCCGUUGCGCAAGCUUGGCCGGAUAAUUUGAUUUUCCUCUCCGGCCAAAUAGAGAGCACAACGAAUGAGCAGGGGCGAGGGCUACUGAGUGGUUUAACAGUCUGGCUUCAGGAGCAAAGAGUCGGUACUGCUCUCCAGGCACCCUGGGUGAAAUUUCAUGUUGAAUGCGUGACUUGCGGCUUAGAGAAUGGGCACCCCCCCCUAUUAUUGGAGACGCCUCGGAUCGUCCUCGAUACUUCAUCAGCUGUUGGCGUGUUCAAAGACGUUACCAGAGCUACAGCCGCCCUUGCAAGGUGGCGCUCAGCGAAGGGAAUUCUGGAGGAGACGCAUGACAACAGUGCCGCCCUUGUCCUUCCAGGCCAUCCGGCGCAAAUGUGCGUACAGCUACUAGACAGACCUUUCGCUGAUGUGCUAAUAAAAGCACAGCAUGGGCAAGGGCUUACUCUCCUGGGUGAUGCCAGCAUCCGCAUCUCUCCUUACGUUUGGCCUAUGCCUGCCUGCUGGCAGUUUGCAGCAGCAACGGCACGUCAACUAUACCUGCACGAAGCUGAGCAAACAGUGUCGUUCCAGCUCCUCAGCGCUGACAGCACGUUCACCAGCAAGGCUGGAGUACGCUGGCAGGGUAUGGCCGCUCCUGAUGGAUCUGUCAGAGUCAUUGUACUGUCAUCUCGAUCCCUGCUUGGUCCAAGCGGGCUUCGCUACAUGUUGCAAAACCCGAGAUCGAGUCAUUUUGCGAAGCUAAGCUCCCAGCAAAUCGGGAAGCCGAAGUGGAUAGACGUGCGCUCGGGUCCACUGACGGAACGCUCCCGGAUUUUGGUGUCCCCGAAAUCGGCGGCAGCUGAAGGGGACACGCAACCGCCUGUUGCUCCAAUGCAGUGGAUUAACGAGGAGGUAGACGCCUUUCUUCAAUGGAAGGCCGUAGGUUUAGUGGUUGACCUCUUGGCGCCCCAGACCAAGGUUGUGCUGGAGCUGAAAGUCGUCGCGCCUUUUGUGUCUAGCGUGAAUGUGACAGGCCAGUGUGUGGAUACAGACGCGGGACACGUCCGCUUAGCCACAAUUAAUAAUUCGUUUUUUAUUCAAAGCUCUGACGAACAGCCAGGACCGCAGGUGAAGAAAACACAUCAGUCCGAAAGGUGGCAAGAGCUGUUGGUAUUACUAGACUGGGGCCAGCUAAGUUCAGCUAGCGCAGGACUACUUCAUCAUCACGUGGUUUGCGAAUUCCGUGCUAUGGCAAAUCAGAAGCAGCAACUACAGUUUCUCCCUAAAGCUUCAGUGGAUAUAAUCGUUGUACGGAAGCAAUGCAAAGAAGGCGAGGUCUUCACGCUUCAGCGAAACGCCUGCGAGCCUUGUCCCGUGGAUUUCGAAUGUUCGCUUGCCACGGUGAAGCCGUGUACGGCCGGGGAAGUCAGCCCGCUAGGAAGCCUCACUUGCCAGAUCUCGAGCAUUCACAGAGAAUCAGAAGGCCUUGUCACUUCAGGGCGCGAAACCGCAAACUGCCCGAUGGGCAUGUACCUCUCAGACAGAAAUGAGGGCCCUCCAGAGUGCAGCUGUCCGGAUCCGCAACUAGUACCAGAGCCCUGCCCUCCUGGGACAAACUCUCUAGGGGGCAGGCGUAAAUGCUCCUCGGCUCCUGCUGGUUUAAUCGUUGAACCCGGAAAGCAGCAUCUACCUGCCAGACCUUGCGAGGACGGGUUGAGACCUCUCGAGUUAGCGGGCCAGUGGUGGUGUGGCGUUGGAUACGACGACUUGAACCUCGCUCUUGAAUCGAGCGGGCCACCGAUGCGCUCUUCUCCCGCUGACAAUCUUGUAGCAGCAAGAUCGGAGUCCUUCCCAGAUGUGUGUGGGCUAGAGCACAUGGACCACAUCACGUGUUUCUCGUCGAGUUUGCCGCCUACAACCUGGUGUCCAACCUACCCCGUCAGUCCGAUAUCGUGGCCUAGUGCCUUUAGAAAAGCUCCUUUCUUUGCCCAAGGCGGAGCGUUCUCGCAAUUGGCUAUGUCUGCGGCCCUGAAGAGUGGCGUCCUAUUAAGCCCGGCUAUUUCCAACUUUCUUGGCGUGGAGGCGUCACAGCGUUGCGCGACGAACUUCCGACCCCAAGGGAGUAUAAGUGUUGGAAAGGUUACAAGUGUGAAGGCAAACACCACUGGCCUUGGCCUUGCCCACCCGGGACCUAUGCCAACGACUCUGGAACAGAUUGCAUCAAGUGCCCUGCAGGCUGGCCAUGCCCCAUGUCUCGCACCACCAAAGCCCAGCUGGUCGUACCAUGCUGGCCUGGCCACUAUUGUCCUGAAGGCUCCGCCAGUCCGACAGCUAUGCCGUGCCCAGCAGGGACGGUCAACCACAGCGUCGGUGGAAAAGAUAAGCCCAGCUGGACACUACUGCGACUACGGAGAUGAAGCCAACGCUCCAAACGCUGUCACCGGGAAGUGCCCUGAAGGGUUAAUGUCUCUAAAUACCGGGCAGUUCGGUGCUGCGCAUGCAUUACGUCCUAUUGCGGCUCAAGCUGGUGUAAGCGCACAGUGUGUCGCCUGUGACGCCGGUUUUCAGUGCAACGACGGUCAACGGGUAGUUUGCGGCAGAGGAUUCUACUCGGAUAAGGGCGAUGGUAGCGGAGCAUGUAAAGAGUGCGUAGCGGGCCACUAUUGCUCCGAGGAAGGGACUUCAAGGGAACAAAUGGAAAAGCAAAAGUGUCCCGCAGGAGCGUACUGCAAGGGGCACCAACUGCAAUCAAGUGCCAAGCGGGGACCGUCAAUCCAAAGCCUGGCCAGGGAGAUCCAUCCGCCUGUGUACCAGUACCUGCCGGGCAGUAUGCUUCGCAAGCCGGGCUCGCUCAUGCUGAGGGGCCCUGUGAAGCGGGGUAUUACUGUCCGGAAGGCUCAACGUCGGGCACAAUGUAUCGUUGCCCUGCUGGAACAUACGGGCAAGUUUCUUGCACGUGGCAUGCCUCGCCUUUCGCUAUCUUCAGUGCCGGCUAACUUCAACGCAUUAGGACAAACACGGUGGCCUGCUUCACUGUGGAAGAGAAUUGCUUUAUCCGUUGUAAAACGGUUUGUCAAGGCAUUUUGCCAUUUGCAUCCAGAGAUGCCAGUCAUUAUGGUCUUCCGCAGAUAUCAGAAAGGGGCUAGGAGUCAAGAGGAGUGUGACCAGUGCCCUCAGGAUUUGCUUGAGGGCGUCAAUAGUGAGAACGUAAAACGGGCCAGCUACCACCAAAAGUACACAGGUAUGGGUGUUACUCUGCAGGUCUUUCAAGUCCAACAGGUCCUUGUAAGGAAGGGUACUUGUGCUACAAGAGAGCUACGUCAGCAACGCCAACAGAUGGGGAAACGGGAGAGCUCUGCACGCCUGGAGGCUACUGCAAAGCGGGGGCUACCACAAAGUCCUAUUGUCCUCGAGGGACAUACAAUCCAGAUAAAGGAGGGUCGUCCGCAAGUGACUGCAAAGAUUGUCCGCCUGGCUACUUCUGCACCGGCAGCGAUUCUACGGAGCCCGAUGGGCCAUGCGAAGCAGGAGCAUAUUGCACAGGAAGGGCCGAGACCUCUAGGCAAGUGGUAUCCAGAAAAGGGUACUAUGCUCCAGCAGGCUCUUCGAAAGAGACGAUGUGCCCACCUGGAAGUUUUGGUCCGCAUGAGGGACUGGCUGAAUGUUAUCUUUGUGCCAGUGGGGACCUCUUCGCCACAACUGUGUCCUGUCGGAACAUACAGGGAUACUGGAUAUGGCUCCUCAGCCAACAGUUGCCACCAGUGUCCCCCUCACAAAGCCUGCCCGGCAACGGCUGCAGACGGAAAAGCCAUGCUGGAUUGCGAAGGUGGAUAUUAUUGCAUUUUUGGUUCCUCUUCCUCCACACCAUCAAAGGAUGAUCCGCAUUUUGAUAUUAGAAAGGCCGGGCCCUGCCUCCCGGGAAUGUAUUGCCCCAAGGGGCAAAUUCCGUCGCCAUGCCCGAGAGGAACGCUAGGCCUCGCUGAAAUGCAGGAUGGCAUUUCAGAUUGCGGCGAAUGCCCUGCAGCGGCGAGUGAGGGGACGCCCUGCCCCCCCGGAAGCAUGGGUCUAACAGAGAAUCUUUCCAACGAAUCCCUUUGCCUAAAGUGUUCGCCUGGCCACUACUGCCCGAAUGAAGCGACAGCCCAAGAAUCGAAUAUUCAGUCUUGCCCUGAAGGCAAAUAUUCAGGCCCUGGAUCAAAGACAGAUGCUGAAUGCAAGGAUUGCCCUGUUGGGUACUACUGCCCACAGUCAUCAAGCAUCCCGCUUCCUUGCCAAGGAGGAACUCUGUGCACCAAAAGCGGCCAGAAGGAGCACACUGAGAAAUGUCCAGCAGGCACGUACUGCGAGGCAGGAAGGGCUGAAUACAUUCAAGCAAAUAAAGAACAAUGCCCUGCAGGCUCUUACUGUCCAGAAAUGUCUUCUGCCCCAAUUUCUUGCCCCAUGGGAACCUUCCUAGACACUCCCGGGGCCGUAUCAGAAUCAAUGUGCGCGCAGUGCCCUGAAGGAAGAUGCCCUCCUGGAUCAAUGUGCCCACAAGGUUCAUCUGAACCGAAGGCAUGCGAUGCCGCUAUGAAUGAAUACCAGCCAAGGGGGGGACAAGCGUUGUGUGAAAGCUGCCCGGCAGGCUUUGCUUGCACAUCCAAAACUGCUGCCCUUUGCCCGCAAGGACAGUAUUGCACUCCAGGCAUGGAAGCUCGAAAGUGCAGCGCAGGUACCUUCAAUCCUCUAACGGGAUCACAGAGUGUAACGUCUUGUCUUGCCUGUCUUCCUGGAUGGGCAUGCACUGAACAAGGCCUCGCUGCGCCAAACAAGCAAUGCGCAGAAGGCCACUUCUGCAUUUCUGGAGCUUCAAGCGAAGAGCCGGCAAAUGAAUGGAGUGAAGGUGGUGGAAUUUGCAAAAAGGGCUUCUUUUGCCCAAAAGGCUCUAUAUCUGCUAGACCCUGCUCAAGCGGCAAGUACUGCUCUCAAGAGAAAGCAAAAGCUCCGACGGGCAACUGCUCUGCAGGGCACUACUGUGCGCAUGGGGCAACAGAUCAGCGCUCGUCUCUAACUUUCUACCCCAAUGACUGUCCCUCAAGCGUGAUACAGGGUAUUUGCCCUCCGGGGUCAGUUUGCCCGGAAGGAUCAGCUUUUCCUUACAAGUGUCCAGCAGACGAAAUUUGGUGUUCCAUGCCCGAAGGGCCACUACUGCAACAGCAAAGAAACAUCCCCCCAGAAGUGUCUCGCAGGGAGCUAUCAGUCUUCAGUGGGAGCUUUGGCGUGCGAAGCGUGUCCUCCAGUCUCCCAGGGAAGGCAUGUCCGAACAAGGGCGCCAUUUCGGACACUGAUGCUACGGCCUGUCAAGCUGGCUACUACUGCCGGCUGGGGGCGUCCUCAGUAACGCCGACAGAAUCUUCGUGCGUAGAUGACGAGAAAACUGCAUGCCUUCCAGGGGCAAAGUGUCCUAAGGGUGGCCCUGCGACCCUGGAUUCGUAUGCAGUGGAGGGGCCUCUGUCCCAAGGCCUACGGACAACACUGGAAAAAUAUGCUCAAAGGGCCACUUCUGCAGGGGCGAUUCCGCGGAAUCCCCUUGCCCCAAAGGAACCUACGCCGAUGUCCAGGCAGGUUAUUAUUGGGGAUACGAGUGGCGUAGGUACGCCAUGUCCCGCAGGGCACAUUUGUCCCGAAGGAUCGUACGAAGCCACAGAGUGCCCUGCUGGCACGUUUAACCGUGUUCAAGGCUUACAGGGAAAAUAUCAGUGUUCCCUGUGUCCCCCAGGUCAGUGGGGGCACCCGAAAGGUGCCCGCCAGGAACAUAUAAUCCGGCAUGGGGGGCUGAAAGUGAUGAUCAGUGCUUGCCUUGCACAGAAGGAAAGUACUGCGAUAAGUGGGGUCUCAGUGCACCCGAAGGGCCUUGCAGCCCAGGUUUCUACUGCAAAAAAGGUUCCUCUACGCCGACGCCAGUUCAGGAAGCCGCGGGGGACCUCUGCCCGGAAGGCCAUUACUGUCCACGAGGCUCCAGCGAAUGCUCACCAUGCCCAGCUGGAUACACUUGCGACGUCGGAGCCGUGCAGCCGACAGCGUGUCCAGCCAGACACUAUUGUGAGCUCGGGCACCAACCAAAGCCUUGUCCAGGGGGAACGAAAUCGACCUCCACGGGCCUUUCCGAGGAAGGCCAGAGGGAGCGUCUGUCCCGACUGCCUGUCAAAGAGGCACAUCCACAGUGAAGGAAGGCGGAAAGACCGCGCAGGACUGCUUGCCUUGCAGAGCUGGAUGGUACUGCAGCCUGAAUUCAUCAGAUACUUCUGUGAAGGGGCCGCCGCCCGUCCUUCACCAUGCCCUGCUGGGCGGCUCUGCGAGGAGGGUUCUCCAACGCAGUUACUGUGUCCUGCUGGCAACUAUUGCCCUGCUGCUGCAGAACUUCCUUUGUCGUGUCCCAAUGGGUACUACUGUCCUGAGGGAUCCCCAUAUCCUACGGCAUGCCCCGAAGAGGCAAUUUGUCCUGAAGCUCCGGAAGGCCAGGCUGCUAGCCCACCUGAAUCUCCGUUUUUCCUCUGCUUCUACUCCUUUGACUGCUGGCUUCAGGGAACUCAUUCUCCCGCUCCUGGGGCUUCUUCAUGCGAUCCUUGCCCUGCUGGAUAUCUCUGUUACGGCGGAACUGCCACAAGUGCACCCCAACUCCCUGAUAUAGACUUUGGGGAGCCCUGUCCCACUGGUCACUACUGCCCAGCAGGCAGUUCUGUUCCACAGCCGUGCCCUCCGGGAACUUACAACGAUGAGGAAGCGGGGGCUAACCUACUAGAAGCAUGCAAGCCAUGUGAACCUGACACAUAUUCAAACACACCUGGCCAAACCGGGCAAGAAGCCGUCCGCGCAAACUAUCGAAAUGGGACUUUAGAGUUCAGUACUGAGGCGGGUGGCUCCAUUGGGCAGUUGUCGUUUGCUGACUUCUCGGCUAAUGGGAGGGUUCUUGGAAAAUUCGACUGCACAGAAGGCGUCAACACUGACUGUUCCGUUUAUUUCUAUAACGCAACAAAAGAGGGCAUUUGGGGGCUUUUCAGUGUUCCGCAAAGCUUGCAAGAGGAAGCUAAGCGCCGUGAGGCUGCAACUGCCCGCACGUUUCCGAAAAGAGGUCUUAGGCGCCUGUCUGAAACCGAGCCUACUCAGGGAGUCAGAUUCCCUGUCCAAUGCUUGCAGCUGUACGAUAGCGUUGCCUGGUGGGUGGGCGAUCAAGUGUACCCCGUUUUCCUGAAGGACUCUCUUCUUAACACGAAUGCCGCCAUUGACAUUUCGGCCUUCCUACAGUUAGCCUCCGCCCUUGGAUCCAGCAGUGUUCCUAGAGGUUCCAAAGCUAAGAAAACUGUCACAUCCAACUUGGAAUACUUCGUCUAUACGUUCAGUGUUGAAGGAGUCUUUGCAUUCGGAACAAACGAAGAUGAUAGUCCGCAGGCGAUUUUCUCCGUCGUCGGCGAAGGAGUGCAAUGCCCAGCAGGAACGAGAUAUCCCGACGCAGCAACUGAUGCGUCUCUUGCACAUCUUAGAGUGCAUCUCCAACAAAACGUGAAUGUGGAACCGGACCUGACAAUAUUCCUACUGACAUUUGUCUGCCUACUAGUUGUUCUAGUUGUACUCUUAAUGAGUAUCUCGGAGGCACGACGACGGCAGUAUAAGAAGCGGCAGGCGUUAGAUCAGAAGGAUCUUAACGAACGCAGAGAUCUUAUUCUCGGAAGCCGGCGGGCAGCCUUGGUGAUGAAAAGAAGGCUAGAGUCACUUUUGGCGGAUUUAAUUGAGCAGAGACUCUGCAAGGAGGAAAACAGCAAAGUGCUUGCUUUGCAGCCUGAGCAACUCGAGAAUUUGCUGAAUAACAUACCCCGUGGUACUCCUCACCCCCAGGCAUUUGAAGAUGCAUUUGGAGCGCUGCAUGAGCUCUCAAUCAAGUUCAAGGCAUUUUCUUCCACUUCCAGUCACCAAUUCCACAGAGCGACGAAAGAUGUCGCACUGGAAAUUAGCGAGCUGCAAAAGGAUAUCCUCACGACUCUAGCACCCAUCAGGCAAAGGUUGCAGCACCGGGAUCGGUUGAGGGAACAGAUUGGUCCAAUGAUGGAAAAUAUCAAUCGCCUGCUUGGCGAAUUAAGAUCCGCCGAUCUGUUUAUGAACGCUGCGACAUCCUCAAACGGCGAUGAAGAAGUAGAAGAAGGCGAACAUGCCUUAAUUGUGAAAAGACUUCUUAUUCCUGCCAACGUCGGAGACCCUCCAACAUUGCACCUUCGACUGCUUCACGCAACUGUCUGUGGGGAACGUUUCACCACUCAGAACGCCGAUCGUUUUAAAGUGUUUGCAGCUACUACGCGAAUGUUCGCAGCAUCUGUUGCGGUCAUUAAGACUCAACAAGAGCAAGAUGAAAGGUGCACUGACGCACUUUCACAGGAGAAGGAACAGCUGCUACAGGAGGCACACACACUCCUAACCGACGGAUGCAAGCUAUUAGCAUCCGGCGCAGAAGCCAAAGAAAGCAUGAGGGAACGGUUCGCUGAGUACGGAAGAAGGGAAGCCGAUAUUUUGGAUGCUUGUCGGAGAAAGCACUCAACAGCAAUUGAUGCGGAAGUGUCUUCAGCUGUUCAAAGCCUUGUGGAUCAAGAAGAUGCGCUUCUACAGCUGCAUCUUAGUCGGCUCUUGAGUUUAGCCCCUGCCACUCAGGGGUCAGCUGGAGAAAAUGGGAGCAUCAGUCAAAGGGCAGUUAAAUCCCUUCAAGGUUACAGCAAUGAAUGCAGGGCGCAUUUUAAGCAUGCGCUCAAAACAGCAACAGAAGCAUUGCAAAAACGGCUCGGAGAGGCUCUCGCACGUGACCAAGCGUCUGCAGAGGCCCAACAACAGCAGCGUGAAGCCUUAGCUACCGUCCUUCUUGACCAGAAAGCUAGAGGGGAGGAGGAAUAUUUGGCUGGUGUCCACCGGCUCGAGCGGCAGCUCCUACUUCUUUGCACGCAACUCGCAAUACAGAAUAAAAAGGCUGUUGAAGAAGAGGCAUUUCAGGCUGCGGUGCGUGACUGGACUGGUGCACUACAGUCCGCCAUGAGGACAGAAGCACUAAAUCUUCGGCGUCAAGCCAAGGCGGGCUGCUUAGAAGAGUCAGAAUAUAGGAAGCAAAAAGCAUUGCUUGCUUCUUCACUUGAGCUAAACAUCCAGCGAAUCACCAGAGAGCAAUUCGCGAACAAGCUUGAGCGCAUCGAGGAGUUUGAGCGGGAAGCUACAAGGACUUACGAAAGCCUAAUGGAUGCAACACGCAAACGUCAGCGACUUGAGGAAGACUUAAGAAGUGCGGAGGCAGAUGUAUUCGCAAGUUUGGUGCUCCGGCGGCUGAAGCAUGCCUGGAGAAGCGCGGCUGAGGAAAGGAAGCUCCUACGAAGUUCCAUCAUCACGUCGUGGUCAUCUGCAACUGCGAAUCAGGAGAGGCUUUUUGGGUUUGAAGUCGACCUCCAGGACACCCUUGCUGCCGCACAGAUAGAAAAAGUGGAUGGAGAGGAACACAAUUUGCGGCUUCAACAGGACCUGAAAGACAAGAAACAGCAAACUGAAUCUUCAGUGGAAACGAUGAUCGACAAGUGUCGCGAGCUCCAAGGCCAGCUGCUGGGAGAAAAUUUAGCGCGAAUGGAUGAGCUGCGACAAGAACAAGAAGAUGAAAUAAAAUCAGCGAUAGAUGAAGCUAAGGCCUCGCUGACAGAGCCCCGCGAACUCUGGCUUCGUGCUCUAAUCUGUGAAGCAGACCUUGAUGAAGAAACGCAGGGCAACCUUCAGGCCAUGGGGGAACGGCAUGCACUAAGCGUUGCAGUGAGCUGCCUAGAAGCCGCUGGGCAACGAUAUUACCAUGAAGCUGCUGCUGAAGAGAAGGACAGGGCAGAAUUUGAAUCGCUUGCCUUGCUGGAUGAAGCAUCCCAAGCUGCGGAGCUUCAGCAAAAAGUACUUGAACGAACGAGCCUUUUAAAAGCUGUAUUUGACGAAGAAUUCCACCGGAGCUCUGAUGCGCUUUGGGCCGCAUUCCAGCAGCACCUAGAGGCUUGCAAGAGGUCUCGAGAAAGCAUAAUGGAGGCUCAGCACCAGCUGAUUCAAAACCGCAUAGUGACUAAAUCAGGCCUUUGGAAAGUUGCAGGUGACGGUGUCUUCAGGGAGGAAGAUCUCCUCACUUGGCAGUCGGGGCAAAUCAAUGAACGGCUCGAAGCCAAUGGCAUACAUGACAAUCGGCUCAAGCAGCCACGAGGGCCAGAUUGGGCAGCUUCCUACGCUUCAUCUGGCCCCAAAGCUCUUGAUGGUCUACAGGGCAGCGAAAUUGGCCAAAAUUCCGCGAGUGGACAGAAGCCUUUGGAGGCCCCGCAGAUGGGAUUGAAUACCGAAUUUUGGGCGAGAAACAAGGGUUUUCUGGAGAGCAUAUCAAGAGCGCAGAAGGAGAUAAGCCUCGCUGAAUCUGAAUGGCUGCAAAAAUGUAGGGGUAUUCAGGGCGGAAGGGCACCGGCAGCUACAGAUGAAGCGAAAAUGACCAGGGCGCAAAAUACGCGUCUGGAGCAUAUGAAAGAGGCCUUUCGGAGCAAGGCGACUGAGCUUCGUAAGGAUUAUGCAGAGGAGGUGCAGAGGUUGCUAGACGAAGACAAACAGGCAGAGGCGCAAAUCGAACGUUCUAGACAGGCCGAGGCAGCGAAUCUUGAAAUGUCAUUUAGAGUUAGGGAAGCCAGUCAGGAUAGCCCUGAAGAACUAGAGAAGUUAAAAAACGAGCGCGAGCAAGCCCUUGCUGAAAUGUUCAAGGAUCUGCAGGCCCAGCGAGAUAUCCAAAAGGCGAACAUCCAGCGGCAGCUCGAAAGGGCGAAGGCAGUGCUUGAGGAGAAGCAGGAACAACUUCGUCGGCAGUUUGAAGCAUGCAAAGCCGAAGCACGCAAAGAAUUCCUGGACUUGAGCAACAGCAUUGUGGAAAAAGAAAGAAAUGAUAAGAAGGCUCAGCUGUUGGCUGCAGCUCGCAUGAACCCAAGCGCGGAAAACAUUUAUGCACUGCACAAUCAGCUAAAAGAGGAGUACCGAGAGGACGUCAAAGCCCUUGUCCUCAAGCAGAUGCAAGAAAAGGCGAAGUACAGGCACAACGCUGCGAUGGAACAGAAAGCUGAAGAAGUUAGACACAUGUGCACAACGGCUGGCAGCAAGGUCUUGGCUCCGUAUCUUGCUGCAUGCGUCAACGUGCACCUGAGCGUGUCUUGUUGCAGCAGUGAGCGGGACCCUGCUUUGGAAGGAGUAGCUGAGCAUGCAGAACUAAAGCACUACACAACUGGAAAGACUUCUGAGUUGCAUCAGGCUAAAGUUCGCGAAAUUCAAGAAGCAGCGCAAGACGCCGCGCUACAGGAUGAAGCGUUAGGCUUGCAGGAAGAUCACCUUGCACGUGUCAUUGAAACGUUAAGAGAGUUUACUGGAGCUAAAGAUUCGCCCGCCAAUGCUUUGCUUGAACAAGCUAGACAGGAGAAGUCAAGACUGACACAGGAACGCGACGACCUUCGCCGAUUUGUCUCAGCCAGGCUUCAAGAGGUGGAGAAGCUGGUUCUUGAAAGGAAGCAGGCCGAAGAAAAGAAGGCGCUUCAGGAAUCCCACGCAGCCGCUCAGCAACUGAAAAUGGCAGCAAAGGCUCAGGAAGCAGCAGCACGAAAACGGGCACAGGAAAAGCAGCUGCAGCGGCAGCAACAGAGACACGUAGAAGAGGCUCGCAAGUUGCAGCAGUUCAUCGAAGCGAUGGGCUCUGAAGGCAAAACUUUAGAUGAGCUCAGACAAGCCUCGCAGCGUCGCAUAGAAAAAUUGCGUCGCGCCACGGAACGAGAGCGUCAGAGGCAAAAGGAAGUGCUUGCUUCCAAGCGCAACGCCAGGGCAGCGAGGCAGGCGAAAAUGUCUCGGGAGAGACAAGCGGCUCAAGCACAAGGAGAACAAGCGGAGGUGCAUGAUGCUCAGGGAUUGCUUCAAACUAUCGCAACAAAGUGCACGGCGACAAUUGGCGAGUCUGCGGAUGCCGACGCAGGUGAAAACGAUUUCAAGAAGUUCGUGUGGAAAAUGGAAGUAAAGGCCUUCGCUGAAGAAAAGCUGCAGAAGCUGAAUGACGCUUUAGUGCGGUUCCUUGAAAGAGUUGAAGCAGCAACAAAUUCUGGAGAACACGAGGCAGCGGGCGUUACCGUUUCCGAAGAACUCAGGCAGACUAUCUUACAGGUUACAAAGCUUCUUCAGGCCAUCAACGUGGCGCACUCUGCAUCUAGAAACUGA